This is a messenger RNA of Kickxella alabastrina, 456 nucleotides long. Its product is annotated as thioredoxin-like protein. The transcript is spliced from 3 exons. The coding region runs from base 97 to 381 and encodes 94 amino acids. Lineage: Eukaryota; Fungi; Kickxellomycota; Kickxellomycetes; Kickxellales; Kickxellaceae. The record is from RefSeq and is a predicted model, not a curated record.
UUUUCCAUUCUUUUUUUUGCUUCUUUAUCUUUUUUCUUCAAUCCAAAUCGACAAACUCAUUUCCUCUUAUUUUAUAUACACACACAUUCACACACAAUGUCGACCGUUCGCGCAUUUUCAAAGGGCCUUAAGGAGCUGCGUGUCCACAUGUCGCAGAACUCUCCGAGCAGCAAGGGACUGCGGGAGUUUAUCAUCAAGUCGUACCCAGGCCUGAAGCAGGCAAACCCGGGUCUUCCGAUUCUUAUUCGUGAAGCAAGCGGUGUCGAAUCGCGGAUCAUUGCUCGUUUCGAGUUUGGUCGUGAGCGCAAGAUUGUUGUCGACGAUCUGAGCCAGGCCGACGUGGAGCAAAAGUUCAAUGCGUUGGUGUCCGAGUCAAAGUAGAUGAAUAUAAGCCGCUUAACUUUUAGUAUUUCAAUUCAUAUGGUACAAGUAAUAACAGUAUUGUUUAGAAGCGUA